GUGACAUCACCAGUGUGUGACGCCAGUAAAGGUAAGCAGCUCCUGAUCCUCAGCUCUCCCCAGCGCACUGCAGAGCACAAAAUGGCCAUGGAGACAGAUGGCAACUGCCCCAUUUGCCAGGACACUCAGAAGGAUGUGGCUUCUACUCUGCCCUGUCACCACUGUUUCUGCCUGGGCUGUAUCCUGCGGUGGGCUCAGAGAAAUCCAUCCUCACUCUGCAGAAGAACAAUAGAGACUAUCAGGUUUUCUGACAGUGAAGACGACUAUCUGGAGACAGCUAUCACAGCCCCUGAGGAGCUGCCAGAUGGCAGGGACAACUCCAGACGCCUGGAUGAGAACAGCCCCUAUUUCCCAGUGGCAUCCCAUCCAUCUUCUCCACAGGGUACACUAUCCCCACCUGAGCAGAGGGCCUCAGAGCUGGAGUUUGGGGGUGGCCUUCUUCCUGAGGUCUGGGCAGGACUUUUCCGUGGACGACAGCAGCUCCUGGACCCUGUGCGGCCCUGGCUGCGCCAGAGGCUGGAGGGAAUAUACCGGAGCUGGUGGUGGCUGGUCGAGGCCGCAGAGAGCACCAUCCUGCACGACCUCUGUGUCAAGGGGCCGAAUGCACAGGCCUUGAUUGAGGGGCUGGAGCCUCUUCUCAAGCAACACACAACACUGCUGGUCCAUGGUGCCAUCAACAUAAUCGUGAGCCAGUGCAGCGAGGAGGCCCAGAGGCUGCUGCACUCUGGUGCAGUCAGAGAUGAGAACAACAGCCCUGUGGCCAGAGCCAGCUCCAGCAGCAAUUCCAGGAACUCCAGCUCCAGCAACUCCAGCUCCAGCUCCAAUAGCUCCAGGACCAGCAGUUCCUGGGAGAGGAGUCCCACCAGUGGUCCCAAAGGCUGUAACUUGGAGGAGGAAGUCAGCACAUUGGAGGCUACUUCUCCCAGGGGUCCCAGGCAUCCCCCACCUGUGCCUGUCCCUGCAGAGCAGGAGCAGCCCCAGGAGGAGCUGGGGCAGGCAAUGACAGUGGCAGGUCCCUCUGCCCAGGGCAGCAGCUGCAGCCUCUCUAUGCCCAGCCAGGGCAGGGAGUGAUUGCCCGAGGGAUUCCAGCACCCUCCAACCAGCCUCCAGCUCCCAAGAAUCUCCUCAGCCCAGCAAGAGGCCACCCCACUGGCAGCAUUAGCAGAGCUCUUGCAGCUCUUUAUUCAAAGAAAGGGAAAUAAAUUGUUAUUUCCCUCACACAGUCUCUCUUGCUGUUUUCUCUCUCUUCUACUUCCUUUCCUCUUCCCCUUGUGCCCCACUGAUGGUGUUUUACACACCAGAUCAGUAAUUGUUGGGGCGGAAACACCUUGAAGGGGGUUCAGGGAGGUGUAUACAGAGGGGGAAGGGAUGGGUCAAACCUCAUGGAGCUGAGGUGGUGUUGUAUCCCUCAUGUCAGGGCCUGGAGCCCACACGGGGAAGCCCUGGAGCAGCUAUCAGUCACAAACAGUCCUGGAAAAUUUCAACACCCCACAGCUCCUGGAGCCCCUAACCCAGCCUCAGAUUAGCAGGGACAGUGAGGAUACUGCCCUUCACCCUAGCCUGAAGACCCAGAGUGUCCAGUGGGUCAGAGGCCCCCCCUGGCGGGGGUUGGCCAUAAGGACCAGAGCAGGUAUUGCCAUGCAAUCGUGGCCCUGCCAUCCAGACCUGAGAGCUGGUAGCUAUAUAAUCUGUCUCCUCCUUUUGCCAAGCUCCUUUAUUUUCUUCCCUAAAAAAAAAGUGCCUCUUGGGAACAAGUGUGUGGCUUAUUCUCCUGACACUAUCUCAAGGUGUUGAAGAACCCUCUCUCUAUAUAUUUUAAAGUAAAACUCUAGGCUAAGCCCAUGAGCUUGUGGCUCCAGGGCUGGAGUGUUAUAGGGUGGCACCCAUGUGGUGAGGUACACAGCCAUGGGCCCCUGGAGCCCCAGGGCCAUUUUGGACAUGCUUCUUCCCAUAAGAAUUUC
Molecule: messenger RNA, 1961 nt
Organism: Corapipo altera (White-ruffed manakin)
Lineage: Eukaryota; Metazoa; Chordata; Aves; Passeriformes; Pipridae
Biological process (GO): protein ubiquitination
Molecular function (GO): ubiquitin protein ligase activity
Source: RefSeq, a predicted model, not a curated record